Messenger RNA from Aspergillus terreus NIH2624, 918 nucleotides. RefSeq names its product protein-L-isoaspartate O-methyltransferase. The record is from RefSeq and is a predicted model, not a curated record. The transcript is spliced from 5 exons. Bases 1 to 918 code for a protein of 305 amino acids. NCBI's taxonomy places the organism in Eukaryota, Fungi, Ascomycota, Eurotiomycetes, Eurotiales, Aspergillaceae.
AUGGGGUGCGGGUCAAUGCUCACUCCCAUCAUUGCCCGUUUUACGCGUUCGUUCUUGAUCAGGUCCAUUUGGGCGAGGUUCUCGAUCAACUCCGCGUUGGAGGAGCCGGAGCAGUACCAGGCCAUGGAGAAUCGUCUUGCGGGGAUUGUUCUGGUUAGGAGUCUGGAUAGGUGUGCAGGCCUGAUGAGCAUGCAGUGGGCAGUGGUGUUCUCUAUUGGACCAUGGUUAUAUAUCGCUUAUUCUAUGGAUAUCUUAUUGGUGUAUUUGCGUGUUUAUGGUGUUAAAUGCUGCUCCAGUGGGUAUCGCCAGCUGGAUAUCUCUGGAUAUCUGCUUCUGAAGUCCGCAUGGCGCCAAGAUGAGCAGGGGGGUUCAGGUUUGAGUGGGGAGGGUAAAGAAGUGGGGCAUUGCUUAGUCACACCAAAAACGCGGAUUCAAGAUCGAGCGCGAUGCGACCAGCACAGAGAACAGUGGACUGCCUCGCCAGUCACAAGAAAUAUGGAGCUAUCAGAACCCGACCCAGACAUCCACGUUGAUGUAGACCUUAUGAUACUGGACUAUCUGCUCUGCAUGACGCUGGAGUCCAUCCUCUCGACUGGCCAAGUGCGGACCGAAGAGAACGGAGAACACAAUAGUAUUGACUCCUCCAUUGCGACGAUAUACGCGUUCAAGCGUCUCAUUCCCGACCCCGCGCUCAUACCGGAAGAUAUACACACCAAACUUAAGAUUCUCGAACUGGCCGAUGAGAUUCGUCGAUGCGCCUCCCCAGCAGAAAUUCUACGCGACUAUGUCCCCCUCUGCCGUACCAGAUACCCGCGACGACGAUGGGUUGGGUGCGAUAACUGCAGCCAAAGAACCCGGAAUCACACUGCGAGAGGGCCUCAAUACACAUAUCGCCAUGACGGAAACAGCCCCGAAUGA